Setaria italica (foxtail millet) is the source of this 1138-nucleotide messenger RNA. RefSeq lists its product as uncharacterized. The record is from RefSeq and is a predicted model, not a curated record. The transcript has a single exon. NCBI's taxonomy places the organism in Eukaryota, Viridiplantae, Streptophyta, Magnoliopsida, Poales, Poaceae. Bases 133 to 801 code for a protein of 222 amino acids.
UACUUCGCACGCGACAAACUCACAGAUCAAAGCAAUGGCGAAAGUACAACCAAACAAUCUCUCACCAUGCCGCCAUCUAUCACCACACGGAAGGAUGUUCGGAGCUAAUCGAAGAAGGUCGGAGGGGAGGAGAUGAUGCUUGGCAAGAGCUCCAUGGACCUGGUUCUUGUCCCCUGUGCGCUGGCGGUCAUGGUCGGCUACCACCUCCUCCUCCUCUACCGCAUCUUCCGGCGCCCCCACACCACGGUGAUCGGCUACGAGAACCACAACAAGCUCGCCUGGGUCCAGCGCAUGGCGCGGACGGCGGAGCCGGAGGAGGUCGCGCUGGCGCUGAGCGUGAUCUCCGACGGCAUCUCGGCGUCGAUCACGCUGGCGUCGCUGUGCAUCGCGCUGGCCUCGCUCAUCGGCGCGUGGGUGAGCAGCGGCGCCGGCGGCGCGAGCGACGCGCCGGCGGCGAAGUACGCCUGGCUCCUGGCUUGCUUCCUGGCGUCCUUCACCUGCUUCGUCCAGUCCGCGGGGUGCUACGUGCACGCCAGCUUCCUAAUCAGCGCGCUGGGCUCCGACGCGCCGGCGAGCCACCUGCCGCGCGCGGUGCUCCGGGGCGGCGGCUUCUGGGCCGCGGGGCUCCGGACGCUCUACCUCGCCACGGCGCUGCUCGUGUGGGACGUCUUCGGGCCGGCGGCCAUGCUCGCCUGCUCCGCGCUCACCGUCGCCGUGCUUUACCUGCUGGACGGCAACUCCAUGCCGCCGCACCGCCACCAGUUCUUGACAACGGCGGGCCCAUCGUGUUCUCCCAGUUGAUGAAUUGAGAAGCUUGUCAUGUUCUCAAAGCUCUUCCUUGUUGUAGCAGAAAAUGUGUGACGUUCAAUGAGAUGGCUUAACUGAAAGAGUUUAUCACAAUUUUCUUUUCAGCAUAGUCAUGCCCGGCACCGCAUUCACAGCACAAGGCAUGCCAAGCAAGAUUAGUUGUUAAGAUUCGUAGGUUGUGCAUGACAGAGAUAUUAUCUUAAGGAUAUUAUCAUGUUAUUCCACUAAAUCACAUUAGAUCGUACAGUUCUUAUUUUCCAAUCAACUAUAUCAGCAGAUAAAUAAGCAUUGUGCACCUAGGCACAAAAACAACCCAUAAAAUGGGCUGAAC